GGAGCCAGGGUCGUGUGUUGAUGACGUCAGCUGGGGUUUUCCGGGUUGUAUGGGCUGUCGAUUACAGUCAGCUACGCUAACUAAAAGUUAAACGCUUCACUGGGAGUGUGCCACUUACUGAGGUCGAGGACAGAGAGGAUACUACUGAAAUCAUGAAGGGGGGAAGCGAGUCGUACUACAGCGUGUGUGUUAUAUAGCGUCGCAGUAGUCGACCCAGAAUAGAUAGCAAGUGAAAAAGGAAAAUGUCAACAACGCGGCCCUUCCCAGGCAUGAAGCGAGUCACCGAGCUAACCUGCGCAGUGUCGCCGGGGAACAGCCGCGCUCCUGCCGCUAGUAAACUCCUGCCAGAGGCGUGGACCAUCGACGAAUUUACAGUACAUGAAGGCAAAGAAGCGGAGUUAAAAUGCGCAAAGUCUCGAGUCGAACAAGUUUUCCAGGUAGCAUUUACAAUUAUUGGCCUGUUGGACCACACUGUUGGAGCCCACGGAAGUAAAGCGUCUAGGCAAAUCUGGCUUCAGCUGAAGGGGAAAAAAGAGGAUGUAUCGAAAGCAAAGGAGUAUGUUAAGGGCCUUUGUGACCCAGAGCUGCAAAAAGAAGAGAGAUAUCCAGUGGACAUGCAUUGCAUCUUCGCUGGUGCUGGUGGCCUCUUUCUGGACCAUUUGCUGCGAGACACAAGCGCUGAGGUGCAGGUGCUAGAGCCGGGCCGUCUGCGGCUGCUGGGUUGUGCCGAAGCCGUGGUAAUGGCACAGAGCCGCGUGCAGCAGUUUGUUGCCCUCUUCCAAGAGAAACGUAGCUUGCCAGCUGACCGGGAGCCCUCAGUCAAGCGAACCUUUAAGAACUUUGUGGAGGAGCGGGCAGACAAAUAUACAAUGGAACUGUUGCUUUUACCUAGUGCCCUAAAGGAGGAGCUUCUGGGGCUUGCGCAGAGCCCUACACAGCUUAGCGUAGACUUGGAGCAGGACCGCUCUCAGACCAGCACUCCCGUCACUGAGCUCUCCAAUCGAAUCCUGGUUGCAACCUUUGAGGAGAAGUCAUCCGCAAAGGACAAGGCUUCCUUUGAGGACAAGGCGUGCAGUCCUGUGCCCGUGCCUGACGUGCUGGUCCUGAACGGGCGGCCAACUCACAAGCGGCGCUCAUCCGAGAGUGAGCAAAGGGACACCAAAAGGCAGUACUCACUGGAGAGAAGGGACGAGGACCAGGACAGAGAGAAAACCCGUGAUGACAGCCAGACACGGACAAGGCCACCUGGCAGGAUGGUGUUGGACACUGGUGAUACAUCUGAUGAGGGUGAAGCCGUGAGCCCUGAGACCAACCUGCGGUGUCUGGUGAACUUCUUCAGAACCAUGGGCUACCAGCAGGAUGUGGUAGAGCGGGUAGUGCGUGAAACAGGCCAAACUGAAGACACCUUCCUGCUGCUGGAGCGCAUUGUGGAGGAGAGCCACAAGAGCCAAAAGAGCCAGGAGACCUCCACUAUAGCUAACCCAUGUCCCUCUACCAACUCCACUUACACUCGGCUCAAGGAGAAGGAACGGGUGCAAGGUCGAGCUCUAACAGAGAUCAAGCUAAAGGAGAAUAUCAAGGUGCCCAGCAGUAAUGGUUGGAGCCAAAAGAGCCAGACAAUCAGUGCUGCAUCAAUGGACAAUGACGACGAUGUCAUAGAGAUCGGGAGAAAAUGCAGGACUGUUGGGCCUCUUGAUCUUAAAUCGGACUCCAGGUUUGAUUACCUGUCACGAGGUGGCUCACAGACUGUGGGGCCCAUACGGAUGGAGGCUGUGACGGCACUGCGCAGUUCUGCUAUGGAAACACGACCAAGCUGCUCCUACCAGACCUGUCCACGAGUCCCACUACCCCACACUGAGCCAUCAGCACUGCCAAAGGCCAUUCCUCUUACAGGGAUGUCCCGCUUUCAGCAGUCACUGCGAACCCCCUAUCGACUGGUCCUGCAGGACGUACCCGGGCAACCAGACCUCCGGCACAUCAUCAUAGACGGCAGCAAUGUGGCCAUGGCACAUGGACUCCAUCGAGUCUUCUCUUGUCGCGGGAUUGCCAUUGCUGUGGAAGCCUUCUGGCGAAGGGGACAUCGAGAGAUCACUGUCUUUGUACCACAGUGGAGGCAGAAAAAAGACCCCAACAUAACAGAACAACACUUCCUUAAUCAACUGGAGGACUUGCGGUUGCUGUCCUUCACCCCCUCUAGAGAGGUCUGUGGGCAAAGGAUAACUUCACAUGAUGACAGGUUCUUGCUUCAUUUGGCAGAGAAGACAGGAGGCAUUAUUGUCACUAAUGACAACCUGAGAGACUUUGUUACACAGUCUGAGGCUUGGAAAAAGAUCAUACAAGAGAGACUCUUGCAGUUCACCUUUGUGGAGGAUCAUUUCAUGAUCCCAGAUGAUCCUUUGGGAAAACACGGGCCUCUCUUGGAGCAUUUCCUGCGCAAAGACAGCCGAGCCGUUGCUAGUCCUCUCAUUCCCCCACUGAGGAUGGACCUGAAGGCCACGCCUUCAGUUCAUGCCCAGACACAUGCCCCGUUGCCCACUCAGUCCAGAUCAGCAUCACACUGGCCCCAUUCUGGCCCACCUGACUGGCAUCCGCCUCGUCUGUCCUCUUCUCCACCUCCACAGCGCACACUUUCAGAAACUACAGAGCUGAAGAAGAAGCUGUACGACAUUUUCCCUGACCAACAGCAGCGCAUCGACCGCAUCCUCAAUGACAACCCUUACAUGAGGGACCUGAAUGCUCUGUCAGGCCUCCUGUUGGGCUGAACACAUCACUGUUGAGAACACAUGCACAAACACACAAAGCAGUGUUUCAUGUCAGUCUGACUACAGAACAAUGGUAAACAUGACUUUGAUUUUUUAUAUAUAUAUAUAUAUAUAUAUAUAUAUAUAUAUAUAUAUAUAUAUAUAUAUAUAUAUAUAUAUAUAUAUAUAUAUAUUUAAAGACUUUGUGAACUAAAGACUGCUGCAAGUGGGUUGUUUGUUUUAGGGAAUCUUGUUCUCUCUACUACUUUGCUUUCAAGAUUACGGAAUCCCUCCCAUGUAGCUACAAGCACAAUUAAUACACUUCAGUUUGGAUUUGCGUUUAACGAAGGAUGAAAGAUGAAAAGUCCACAUGGCAAAUAUUUGUUGUACAUAUUUAUUACAGAUAUUCCUCCAAUAAUUUAUCAGUGAAAAAAAUCUUUGUUCUAAAAGGUCUUUUAGCCACACGAGUUGUUUUUAAACUGGCUUUGCGGCAAUGGCUGCUGAAGGACAAAUGCUUGUUUUUGCUGUCAGUUUCAUUAACAAUGAUUUUGGGCGUUGACCCAUUUGAGUAAAAAUGAAGAUGCAAUAAAAUGCCCAAGUUGUUUGCAACCAGUCACUUGGUUAUGGAGGUUAAAAAAUAAAUCCUAAUUUUUAUUACAA
Molecule: messenger RNA, 3401 nt
Organism: Pangasianodon hypophthalmus (striped catfish)
Lineage: Eukaryota; Metazoa; Chordata; Actinopteri; Siluriformes; Pangasiidae
Gene: n4bp1
Product: nedd4 binding protein 1
Exons: 7
Coding region: 243-2762 (839 amino acids)
Biological process (GO): negative regulation of proteasomal ubiquitin-dependent protein catabolic process; negative regulation of protein ubiquitination
Cellular component (GO): nucleus; PML body
Molecular function (GO): RNA binding
Source: RefSeq, a predicted model, not a curated record